AUGUCGAAAGAAAAAACAGCCUCCAGGGAUUUGGUACUAGGAAUAAUCUUCCUAUCGCAGACUAUGAUUGGAAUUCUGGGCAAUUUUUCUGUUCUUUACCACUGCCUAUUUCUUUACCACACUCAAUGCAGGAUAAGAGCCACACAUGUGAUUCUAAAACACCUGACUAUAGCCAACUCCUUGGUCAUUCUCUCGAAAGGAGUCCCUCAGACAAUUACAGCUUUUGGGUUGAAACAUUUUUUCGGUGACUUGGCGUGCAAACUUCUUCUGUAUGUUCAGAGAGUGGGCAGGGGUGUGUCCCUGGGCAGCACCUGCCUCUUGAUUAUCUUCCAGACCAUCAUGAUCAGCCCCAUGGGCUCCUGUUGGAAGGGUCUUAAAGUCAAAGCCCCAAAGUACGUUGGCUUCUCCAUUUCCCUCUGCUGGGUUCAGUGCAUGUUUUUAAGUUCAGUUUUUCCUGCAUAUGUGUUGUAUGUCUCUGUCAAAUGGGGCGGCAGAAACAUCACAAAGAGAAGAGAUCUGGGGUACUGUGUCACCACAGAUCAUGAGAAAAUCACAGGCUCAGUAUAUGCGGCACUGAUAGUGUUCCCUGAGGUUUCGUUUUCUGUGCUGAUCAUCUGGGCCAGUGGCUCCAUGGUUUUCACCCUGUACAGACACAGGCAGCAGGUCCGAUAUAUUCACAGGGCUCGUGUGUCUCCCAGAUCCUCCGCUGAGACCAGAGCCACCCGAAGCAUCCUUGUCCUGGUGAGCACCUUCAUAUGUUUUCACACCCUUUCCUCCACCUUUCACGUUGCUAUUGCUCUUCUUCAUAAUCAGAAUUGGUUGCUGGUAAAUACUGCUGCCCUAAUUUCUCUGUGUUUUUCAACAGUCAGCCCCUUUCUGCUCAUGAACCAUGACCCCACUGUAUCCAGGCUCUGCUUUCUGUUCAUGAGGAACUCGGUUUCCCCUAAUCGUAUCAGAAAAAUGUAA
This is a messenger RNA of Hippopotamus amphibius kiboko, 966 nucleotides long. RefSeq names its product vomeronasal type-1 receptor 4-like. The transcript has a single exon. The record is from RefSeq and is a predicted model, not a curated record. Gene Ontology annotation, biological process: G protein-coupled receptor signaling pathway. The coding region runs from base 1 to 966 and encodes 321 amino acids. Gene Ontology annotation, cellular component: membrane. Gene Ontology annotation, molecular function: pheromone receptor activity. NCBI's taxonomy places the organism in Eukaryota, Metazoa, Chordata, Mammalia, Artiodactyla, Hippopotamidae.